This is a messenger RNA of Rosa rugosa (rugosa rose), 1567 nucleotides long. RefSeq lists its product as uncharacterized. The record is from RefSeq and is a predicted model, not a curated record. The transcript is spliced from 5 exons. The coding region runs from base 999 to 1436 and encodes 145 amino acids. Lineage: Eukaryota; Viridiplantae; Streptophyta; Magnoliopsida; Rosales; Rosaceae.
AUGAUAAAAGAGGUCAUUUUAAAGUACUUUAUGAUAAUCCAGACACCACAAAUGUCCCUCUGAUAAUUAAGGUCACCUAUUAACAACCUACCACUAAAGUUAAACUUAAUUACAAAAACUGCCACUGCUGGCUCUCGCUCCCUCCCUUCCGUUAAUAUGUUAUCCGUUCAGAUUCAACCCUUUACCAAAAUCUCUCUCUCUCCACAAACCCUUACCAUCCCAACCUCCUUGACCGCGACUCCUUAAGACCUUCCUCGACUUCUCCGACUCGCCGCCCUUCACCAUCGAUCUCUCCUUCGAGUGGAUCCUCGACUCCGUGACUCCGACACCGAUCAGAUCAAGCUCAUUGAUCGCACCCUGCAGUUGGGAUCGGUGCUCCUCGAGGCCGGUAAGAGCUCGGCGAGACGACAAGCCUCCAAGCACAACUCCAUCUCCUGGGCUCUCCCUCUCGACCUCACCAUCAAGGGAUGUGAUGGGUCAGUUUUGCUUGAUGGAUCAGCGAGUGGUCCAAGUGAGCAGGAGGCACCUCCAAACCUGAGUUUGAGGGCCACGGCCUUCGAAAUCAUCAAUGACCUCCGUGAGCUAGCUCAUAGCAAAUGUGGGAGGGUUUGUUUCUUGUGCUGAUAUAGCUGCUCUUGCUGCUAGGGAUUCUGUUUUCCUGAUCCAUUGGCUCUUCGAUUCCAAUCCCUCCAAUCUCCCAAAUUUAGUAAAGGCUCCGACUCUCUCAAUCUCUUCAAAAUAUUAAUCCAAUCUCGAUCCACUUCUAAUUUUUGUUUUCUUCUAGACUCAUUGGCUUUGGCAUGAAAACUCAUAAAGAAUGUUUCAAAGUUUCCAAGUUCUUGAACUACUGAAUUGUUAAACUGUUGCUGAUUUGAAAUUUUUAUAAUUAUGUUAUUUGAUGUUUCAUGCCUUUUUCAUAGUUGGAAUGUGAUAUUUAAUAGAUUAUAUUGCAUUGACAUUCUAUUGAAUUGGCUUUGUGUUUGAUCUUAUACACCGUAAUGCAGUUUUUGUCAAGUGGUUUUGUUGUGAUGCUUUUUCAUUAUGAUGGUAACGUUGAUGAGUGGAAGCAAUUUCAAUGGAAUGAUCUUGUCAUUUAUGUGUCUGUAGUCAAUCAAACAAAAUGGUGGUUCGCAAAGCGUUUCUUACAUCCUGAUAUAGUUGAUCAAUACAGUCGCAUUCUUCUACGGGAUGAGGACCUUGGAGUUGACAAUUUCAAUCCUCAACGGUAUGUGUCCAUUGUUCGAAAGGAAGGGCUUGAAAUAUCACAACCGGCACUUGAUUUUUCCAAGACAGAGGUGAACUACAUGGAGAAACUUUCGAAAGAGGAGGGGAUUCAGAAGAAACUCAGCAAGGAUAUUUUGCAAUAUAAAGCUCAUAUAAUCAAGAUAUUUGCGGAACAUAGGCACAAUUGGAUCUCUGCAGAUUUAGAGUUUUAGAAAUUUGCCUAGGGCUUAGGAUGCAAGUCACUGGUGAAUUGUAAACUCCAGUUUAUUAAAUAAAUUAGCUUUUUGUAUCUUUUUAUGAUGUCACUGUUAUGUUUUUUCCUUAAUAAAACAUUAUUUUUAUA